UUUUUAUAUAUUCUCUCUCUCUCCCUCUCUUGCCUUUCCAAGUCUUACCCACCAAACCAAAAAGCUUCCUUUAAUCAUAAGCUUCAAAACCCAGAAUCAUCAUUCAUCAAAGUUCAACUCUUUCACCUUUCUCAUUGCAUAGCAGCUAUGCCUAACUGGGAGCUGAAGAAUUGUUGUGACCAUGACCAGAAGGUCUUCAUUGCUUGUGUUGCUGCCUUCACUGUUGUUAUCCUUGUGCUAUGGAGAACUUUUCUACUUACACCUUUUAAGCUCAUCACUGUAUUUCUGCAUGAAGCGAGUCAUGCAAUUGCUUGCAAGCUCACUUGUGGCCAGGUGGAGGGAAUCCAGGUUCACGCAAAUGAGGGUGGGUCAACACAGACACGUGGUGGCAUAUACUGGGUGAUCUUGCCUGCUGGAUAUCUUGGUUCAUCAUUUUGGGGAAUGGCUUUGAUACUUGCUUCCACAAAUCUUAUCACUGCAAGAAUUGCUGCUGGUUGCUUUAUUGUUGCUCUUAUUAUUGUGCUCUGUAUUGCUAAAAAUUGGACACUCCGAGGACUCUGUAUCGGAUUUAUUGUUUUUAUUGCUGUAAUUUGGCUUCUGCAAGAGAAAACAAAAGUCCACAUCCUUCGCUAUGUCAUUCUGUUUAUUGGUGUGAUGAACAGUUUGUUUUCAGUUUAUGAUAUUUAUGAUGAUUUAAUAUCUCGAAGAGUCCACUCUAGUGAUGCUGAAAAGUUUGCAGAAGUUUGUCCAUGUCCUUGUAAUGGUGUAGGAUGGGGAGUUAUUUGGGGUAUGAUAUCAUUUGCGUUUCUUUGCGCGUCUUUGUACCUUGGACUAGUCAUAUUAUCAUGAGGUUGAGAAAUUUGUAUCCAAUUAAGAUGUUUGGUACUGCAAAGAGCUUAACUCUUUCUAUUUUGAUGCUUUGCAUUCUGAAUUUUUGUUCUAUCUAAUUUUUUUCAUGCUGGGAGUUUGUACUCUCUAUGUUACUCCCAUAAUUUCAUUCUUUGCAGCCUAUUUAGGGUUGCUUGGCAUAUGAUUGCUUUUGUAUAGGAAACUUAUUUUCAUGUAUUGAGUUAUUGGGGCAGAUUUACAAUUAGUGAAAAACAGGUUAAUAUUUUACAGUAAGAGAUUUGUGCCUCUGGCACUUGCUACUCUU
Molecule: messenger RNA, 1153 nt
Organism: Abrus precatorius (Indian licorice)
Lineage: Eukaryota; Viridiplantae; Streptophyta; Magnoliopsida; Fabales; Fabaceae
Exons: 10
Coding region: 148-849 (233 amino acids)
Source: RefSeq, a predicted model, not a curated record